Molecule: messenger RNA, 489 nt
Organism: Theileria equi strain WA
Lineage: Eukaryota; Apicomplexa; Aconoidasida; Piroplasmida; Theileriidae
Exons: 3
Coding region: 1-489 (162 amino acids)
Source: RefSeq, a predicted model, not a curated record
AUGUUGUUGAAAAGGAAUUGGUGGAUCACAAAUUUUGUAAGAUACAGGGCAUCAUUUUCAAAUUUUAAGCAAUGGAAGGACCUUAUGGUUUUCAAGAGGAGCAACGGUCACAGCGUUUGGAAUUUACCCAAAUUUAUUCCUCAUGAGUACGGGUUUAGACGAUUAAGACGAAAACCUCCAUUUUUCAAAAUUAGAAAAUAUGCUCAUCCAAAGAUUACUGCAAAUUACAGCCCAGAUAGGGAUAUAAUGUAUAAUAGAACUGUGUUUAUAAGAUACGGAUGGAUAGAACAUGCAAAAACAUUUUACAACAUCAAGGAACACAUUGAAGAAACCUUUCAAGGUAUAAAUGUGGUAGGAGUGGCAGAAGGAGAAGGUUAUGGUAUCGCAGUAGUGAGUGAAAGAGGGAAAACACUGUUCCACGUAAACACCAGAAGAGAUUUGGGCUCUGUUUGCAAUGAAAUUUCUCAGAAAAUACUGGAAGAUAUUUAA